Geodia barretti is the source of this 2772-nucleotide messenger RNA. NCBI's taxonomy places the organism in Eukaryota, Metazoa, Porifera, Demospongiae, Tetractinellida, Geodiidae. The record is from the annotation of a GenBank genome assembly.
AUGAUGGCAGCCCUUGAGGCUGUUGAAUCGUACUUUGGAAAGAAAUACACCCAGACCUUUGAUAUAGUAAUUGAUUUUAAAAUCACCUGCCUAUCAGUUGGAAAAUAUGGAAACAAUCGCUCCAACCUGUAUUCUUUGGAGAUUAUAAACACGACGAUGGGGGGCAAUAUCUUGGCAAGACAUAGUAGUGAUUCAUCUGCAGAUACAAAUGUAGAUUGGUCUGGUUGGUUCCAGUUUAUUCAGACUGAUAAUGGUGUUAUUCCUGUGACAUUCUACUCCCGUGAACAAGAUGCUAAUAUAAUUAACAUCAAAAAGGCUAUUGUGUCUGCUUUUCAAAUCAAUUCUUUAGGUGAAAAACUAAGAUCUGAAUCUGACCCUCAGUCCCAGCAUAUAUCUAACUACACUGCUUCUGCGAGUAUCCAAGAUAUGAAAAAUGGUAUACUUAAUGUGCAUCGAGAAAUAGUUUCUGGAGAGGUUGUAGGCUAUGCUCAGCAUGUCCCAAAUGAAGAAGUAAAACUUGUGAAAAGAGAAGAUUUGACAUACGACAAGGGGAAACUAUCCCGUGCAAAAGGAACUGUCUACUGCAAAUUGAUGACAGAGGAAAAUGUAAAUCAAGACACUGACAGGCAAAGUGACUCAUUGGAGAAUGAGAGACAGCAGGAUAAGAGAGAUACCGUUGCAAGUGAAGGUCCAUAUAAUCCUGAUGCAAAUCAAACGUACGACAGUAAUGUGACUACCAAUAGUUUUGAGUCAAGUGGAAAUUACAAUUUAACGUUUGUUAAGAAGUACCGCUCACGCAACCGAAGAAGUGUCAUUGAUCAUGCUGACUUACCGAAUGCAGUAAUGACAUCAUUGCUUGGAUCUAUUAAUCAAACUCAGAAGGUUAUGAUGAAAAUAAUUGAGCUGAACAAUUUCCUUGGCGAUAUAAGGAAAUCCCUGAAAUUUCUUCAUGACCAUCCACAAAACCUAACUAUAGCUCACAAGCUCGAAAAAUUAAUUAAAUUAGAAGCUGAGUAUGGCCAAGCACCAUCUUUUGAUCCAGCAAUUGAUAUUGUUUUGGAGUACCUUAAACCCCUCAUUGGCUCAAACAGCACUAAAGAUAUCAGGAUGCGAUUUCAACUCUACUUCAUUAUCGCACCAGCAGGAAGUAUUUCAUCACAAAUGGCACUUAUUCAAGGUUUUGAAAAGGCUGUUAAUGAUGAUGAAGAGGAAACUGCUGCAGUGUACAUAUCUAUAGUUGCUAACCCACAGCCUCGAUUUGUUGCCAGAUUGGAGUAUCUAAUUUCAUCCGAUGUCCAUUUAAAUCACCCUCUACUACUAGCUUAUGGUGCCCUAUUAUCUAGAGCGUCUCCAGAGUUACAACACCGUAUGAUUCUAUUUCUAUUCGAUCGACUCCCAGAAGCAGAGAAAAACAAUUAUUCUCUCAUACACCAUAUUCUUUCCCUUGGAAACACAGCUUCACCUAAAAUGUCAGACUUUCUUGUGAACUAUCUUAGCCAUUCUCAGGUGGAUGUCCAGCUGAGUACAAUUUUAGCUAUGCGAUUUAUAAUGGAUGAUGCUCUGAUACAAGUGUCUCUCAAAGAAUUUCUUAGUGGACCCAAGGUGACUGCAGAUCAUCUGACUAUGAUUGGAAAAGCUCUACUCUAUGGUACUGAAAGAGCCAAGGUCAAUGGUGAGAAAAAGCCAUAUUCAUCUGAUAUUGCACAGUUACUUGUUUUGUCUGCAUUGGGCACUAGCAACGAUGAACUUAUUUCCUCCCUUACAAGCUAUCUUGAAACAAUCAAUACUGAGCAUUCAACAUCUCUUCUUCAUUACAUGCAAAAUUCCAACACAACACGUUUCCGCAGGGGAACAAAUUGGGCUGAGAGUAAAUCUGUAUAUGACCUGGUCGAAAGCUCUACAGAUCGUGUAAAUGACACCAAGCAAUAUCCAAGUUACAUCUCUUAUAUAUGGGGAAAGCAGUUAGGUGGUAAAGAUAUUAAUAUACAAGUGGCUGCAGGUGUCUUUGCUGGUGCCAAUGAUACUGGUGAUUACAAACUUUUUGGGCACGCCGUAGCGAAGGCUCAUUGUUAUGAUUAUACUUUAACAAUGCUUGAAUUUCUUGUUAUGCGCAAAAAAGAUGAACUAUCCACUGUAAGUGACCUGUACGCAAUUGUGAUGGGGAAUACUGUGAAGAAAGUUCAUGUAGAUCAAGAUUCAACUGUAUGCAAAACAUAUGACGAACCUGUCUACGAAGCAAAGGAGUACACAAUAUUUGACUUCACCUACAGUGUAUUUGUGGUGGUUGGUACCUUAGAUUUUGAACUAACAGCCCAUGCUCACUUCACAGCUGGGUUGUAUGUAGAGUUCUGUGAAGGUAAGGGAAGAAUAACCGCAGGUGCUGGCCUGUCUCCAACACUAACCUUAACUGUUGCUGCUUCCGGUGAUUUAGAAGUUGCUUUAGUUGCUAAGGCUGGUCUCACAUUAUCGGCAACCUUAAACUACCAACUGCUUCCAGAGGUCACCUCAAAUAUAUGCUAUUCAACUAAAGAUGGAGUAUCAAUCAGCAAUUGCAUUGGAAUCUACCACCAGUGGGAAGAUAACAAGAUUGAAUUGUACGCAUGGUAUGCAUGGAGAGGAUGGUGCGGAUGGUUUGUAUGCACAGGAAAGGAUGCUUACAAGAAAAAGCAUAAAAUAGAUGCCCUAUCCUUUUCAUGGAAUGUUAAGGGAACAGGAAAGAUGACUAUUUAUAAGAAAUGUCUCGGGAGUCUGACUUGCACAGACGGAUUUUAG